This is a messenger RNA of Hydra vulgaris (swiftwater hydra), 6696 nucleotides long. Its product is annotated as nipped-B-like protein. Gene Ontology annotation, biological process: establishment of mitotic sister chromatid cohesion; establishment of protein localization to chromatin; regulation of gene expression. The record is from RefSeq and is a predicted model, not a curated record. Lineage: Eukaryota; Metazoa; Cnidaria; Hydrozoa; Anthoathecata; Hydridae. Gene Ontology annotation, molecular function: chromatin binding. Gene Ontology annotation, cellular component: Scc2-Scc4 cohesin loading complex.
UUUUGAAAUAACAAAAAGUCAUAUAAUUAAACCAUGUUGGAAAAUGAAUAAACCUGAAAAUAUUCCAAUUAUUACUCUUUCUGGUAUUGGAUGCUUAUCUGAAAUUUCUGGAGAACUUCCUCUUCCUUGUUCAGCGCUGCAGCCAUUACAGUUGUUUUCCAGCCAAAAACAGGCAAAUGAAGCAUUGCAGCAUAUUUAUAAUGGAACAGAAAACUCACUUGAAAUAGCACAACUUCUUUCCAGUGUAAAUAAUGCUUACUUAGAUUUUAAGGUUACAUCAAACAAUCAGCCAUCUCAACUGAAGGACAAUAAUGUUUUACCUCCAGUACUAAGAUCUGUACUAAAAAGUCAUCCAAAUAUUUUUCAGCCCCAAUUUGAAACUUAUCAUGGUUCACCUGUUAAAGGAAACAGCGUUGAGGCAUACUCAGUAAACCAAAGAAAGGCUUUUAUUCUACAUCAUCAGCAACAGCAACAACAUCGCCAACAACAACAACUACAGGAUCAUAAUCGUGUGCUGACUCAAUUUUCAAACUCUGGUUUCCAUUUAAAUAAUUCAGCUAUGGAUGAAUCUCCAUUGUUACAUGGAUACAUUCCAGCUGAUUCAACAAGUUCUCCAAUGAUUAGUAGUCCCAAUAUGCAACAGUUUUUUUCGGCAUAUCAAACAUCCUGUAGCCCACAAGUGCAAUACAGUAACAUGACAAGUCCAAAGUUUGUUUCCCCUGCAUCAGCAAGUAAUGCAGCAAUAAAUAAUAUGUCAUUUUUUCCUUCUAAUAAUGCAUCAUUUUUCUCAAAUGAUCUUUUGACAAAGCAACAACAAACUUUAAACUAUAUUUCUAAUCUACCCACAAACCAUAUAGUAUCUCAAUCACAUCGACAAAUGUCAACAUCCUUGAAUCAUUACCCUUCAUCAACUGUUCAUCAAUCAACCUAUCGAACACCUCAAUUAUGUCAACAGAUUUCACAAUCAAACCAACAAAUAUUACAAUUGAAUCAACAGAUAUCUCAAUCAAAUCAACAAAUAUCACAAAUGAAUCAACAAACAAAUAAUCAAAUGCAUCAAUUGUCAUCAACAUCAAGUACAGAAAGAACUCAAAUGUAUAAACAGAUGGCUACUUCAAAUCAACAAGUGCCACAGUUUUACCAACAACCAAUUCAGUCUAAAUGUAAUGUGCCUGAGCAUAAUAAAUGCAACAUAGCAGAGCUAGAUCAAAGAGCUCCUAUAUUUUCUCCACUUAAAACAAGAAAUCAGCGGUUACCUAACAAUAUUGGUCCUGAGAGCUCAAACUCUUCCAGCUUUUACCCUCUUGAAGAAAAGUCUAAAGUUGUUCCUGAAGAACAAUAUACAAAAAAAAAAUGCAAUGAAUCUUCUAACAUGCCCAUUCAAAGUGAUCAAUGCAAUAUAUCCACGAAGAAUGAGAAUUAUGUUAAAACAGAUGAAACAGAAAAAAGAUUGGUAUUGAAAGUACCUAAACUAAUCGUGCGAAAAGUAAAACAUUUUGAUGGUCAAAAGGAGGUUGAAACCUUAGAAGUAUGCAAAUCUCUAAUAAAGAAUAAUGAAGAACCUAUAGAUUGUAAAUUAAAUAAUGAAGAACGUAUCAAUUAUAAAUCAAAUGUAAACAAACGUAAGAAGAAAAAGAAUUUUAAGAAGAAUUUUUCAUCAGAUGAAAGCGAUGAUAAUCAAAAAAAAGAUUCCAAACGGUAUAAACCUACAAUAAUCACACAAAUUGAUGAUAAAUCCACUAUCAAGACAGAAACUGAUAAUAAACCCAUAAUAAAAAUGGAAAUUGAUUGCAAACCUACAAGCAUGACAGAAAAUAAUGGCCAACCUACAAUCAUGACUAAAAGCGAAGAUAAAACCAUAGUAAAGACAGAAAUUGAUGGUGUCGAAAUCAAAGCGGAAGUUAAAAAGUUUGCCUUUAUUUUAAAUAAAUUUUUGGAAAUGGAGUUAGAACUUGAUGCAGAUGGUGAAUUGGAUAUUAAUGAUGAUGCAGAGAUACCACCUGAAUCACUUUUUCCAAGACCAUUGAUAAAAAGUUUUUAUACUGAAGUUGCAAAAAUAAAAACAUGUGGUAUACUUAAUAAGGUACCUGCUGACCAAUUAGUGCAUAUAAUCUCUUCAAUGGAUCGACAUGUGCGAGAUUCUAUUCAAUUAUGUCUAAAUCAGGAUGACGAUGAAGAAGAAGGAACAAAGUGGUUUAAAUUGCAAGUUGAACGUAUUCUACGGUCUGCAGAGGCAGCAUGUAUCAUACUUUAUUUAAGAACAUGUCCAGAUAUGCCAAAACAAGUUUAUUUAGAGGAGGCACUAGAACAUAUUAUUUUGUUUUGUCAGCAUCACCUUGAAACUACUUUAUACCCUAAUUUUGACCCACUCUAUAAACAUUCAAAUGAAGAAAGUUUUUCAAAGAAAUCUCGUAGUCAUGUCGUAGACAAGUCAAUUUUGCAAAUUUAUAAUAAGUUAUGUGAAGUCGUCUCUCUGUUAGCAGAUACUUUAGCUAUGGAAACUUUAACUGAUUCAUCCAUUCUGAAGUUAUCUCAAAUUGCAAUUUCUUCAUUCUUUGUUGAUCAAGUCAGUGUACUUCAACUUAGUGCUUUGAGAGUAGCACGUGCAAUAUUUAGAAAUUAUGUUAAACAUCGUGACUUAAUAAUGGAUGACAUUUUAGCUUCUCUUGCAAGGCUGCCAUCAUCUAAAAGAAAUUUACGUAGUUAUAAACUAGAAGAAAAUGAUUCCAUCCAAAUGUUUACAGCACUAGUUCUUCAGCUUGUUCAAUGUACUGUCCAAACUUCUUGCAAAACUGACUCAAAAGAUAAUUUGCAAAAUAUUGUAGAUAUAAAUAUUUUGAUAGUAAAAAGUUAUGAAGAUUCAUUGAGAGCUGCACAAAACUUUCUAUCUUUUUUUUUGAAAAAAUGCUCAGCAUCACGAGAAGAAAAUGAUUACAGACCAUUGUUUGAAAAUUUUUUACAAGAUCUUUUUACCACAGCAAAUCUACCUGAAUGGCCUGCAGCUGAAGUUUUACUUAUGCAAUUAAGUCAUUUAUUUGUUGUGACAUUUAGCAGUAGCAAAGCAGAUAUGAAUGUUCGUUCUUCUUCAAUUGACUAUCUUGCACAAAUUGUUACUCAUUUACGCAGUAAUAUUCUUAAAAUAGAACACGAUGAUCGAAAAGACAAAUUAAGAACAAUUGUUGAAAAGCUAAUAAAUCCUGCUGGUUCUACAGAUGAUAUUCCAGUUAUUGAGGAUAUGAGCAUAUAUGAAGACAAACUCCGUACGUGUCUAAUAUCAAGUUUGAGCUUAUUUGGGAAGGGUGAUGAAUCAUACAAGUUUGCUUGUGAAUUUUACAUUGGGCAAUGGAUAAGGGAUGUUCAAAUUGAAAUAGAGCAGUAUAUUGUGUCUCCUAUGGCAUCAAUUCCUGGUGCAUCAUCUAAGUUAUGUUUUAAAAAUGAAGAUGAUAAAAAGAUUCCAAACCCAAAUAAAUUGCAAGAGUUGGAAGAGAAAAAAGAAUUUUAUCAUUCUUUAAUAAAAAAUUACAACAAGAUAUCUACUUUGCAAAAGACAUGGAACAUUCUGCCGUAUGAUAGUUGUUCAAUAAUAGCUAGUCAUUUAGCGUCAUACAGAACUUUUUCUCAAAAUUUUGAGGUGUAUUUGCAGCAAAUUUGCAAGAUGUUAAGUGAACAAGCAAUAGCAUUGCGCACUAAAGCAGUUAAAGCUCUUACUAUGAUUGUCAGUGUUGAUUCAACUAUACUUAUGAGAAAAGACAUCCAAGAUAAUGUCCAUGGUAGACUCCUUGACCCAUCAACUAAUGUUCGUGAAGCAGCUAUUGAUCUAAUUGGACAAUUUGUUCUCAAGUCUAUCGACCUUGUUUCUCAGUAUUAUGACAUGAUUAUUGCACGGAUACUUGACACGGGGGUUAGUGUUCGAAAAAGAGUAAUAAAAAUCUUAAAAGAUAUCUGCAUUGAACACCCUGAUUUUAAGUAUGUUCCUGAAAUUUGUGCUAAAAUUAUUAGAAGAGUUGAUGAUGAAGUUGGAAUUAAAAAACUUGUAACUGAAGUAUUUCGCUUGAUGUGGUUUCAACCUGUUUCUGACAUCAACAAGUCAUCUGCAAUUCUUUUCACAAAGGCUGUUAAUAUUACCAAAGUUGCUUCGUUAUGCAAGGAUACUGGUUUUGAAUGGUUGGAAAUAUUGCUAGAAAAUCUGCUUGAUCCAAAAAAUGCAAGUUUGCGAGCUUCAACAAUGACUGCAUGUCAGCAACUUGUUGAUUGUCUCUUCCAAAGACUUUUAAAUCCUGAGCAAAAAUCAGACACAAAUAUGAUUGUAUCAUGUUUGAUGACUCUAAACCUUUUUUGCAAAGUAUGCCCCCUUCUUCUAAUCCCACAUGCUACAAGCCUUCAGCCAUAUUUAAGCUCAAAAGUUAAUUCUCCUUCAGAUCUUGUUGUCAUACAAAAUGUUAGUAAAAUCUUGGAGUUGGUUGUACCACUAAUGGAUCAUCCAAACCCUAAAUUUUUGGCUGAACUUGAAGAAGAUUCUAUGAAACUUAUGUUGCAACAAACACAAAAUGUAGUGCAAUCCUGUACAAGUUGUUUAGCCGCAAUCGUUAAUAAAGUUACCCAUAAUUAUAAGUUUGUAAUUGAUGCUUUCAAUCAGUUUUUAAAAUUUUUAACAAGUUACCAAAAAGAGCAUAAGAAAUCAUCUAAUAAUCCUUCUUUGAAAACAAAGCGAUCAACAUUAUUACGAGCAUUAUUCACAACUGGUUUAUUUUGUCGAUAUUUUGAUUUCGACGCCCAACUCAAAAGUGAAAGCAGUUCAAAACCAAUUCUGGAAAGUAAAGAAGUAUUUCAUAUAUGCAUAUAUUUUACAGACUUUGAUGAUGAAGAAGUAAUGCUGAAAGCAAUACUUGCCGUUGGCUUUAUUGGUAUGCGUUAUCCGUCUUAUCUUCUUGUGGAUGAUUGUAAAAGGUUGUAUCAAGAUAUUCUUAAUCCAAGUUCUAUUUCAAUAAAAGCAAAAUUUACUGUUUUGAAAAACAUGCUAAAUCAUUUGGUAGAGGAAGAAUGCAGAUUGCACGAUGCUGAAAAAAAAAAAGACAAAAUUCCCAAAGUUGAACAAAAUGCUGUUGAAAAACUUGAUAUCAAGGAAAUAGGCGAUGCUAUGUCUGGAUCAACAAGUGAGUUGAUACAAUUUCUUCUGCCAGACAUUAUGAAAAAUUUUUUGCACUCAGAAAGAGUAGUGAGGGUUUCAGCGCUUCAAGUUGUUGCAUUGGUUUUGGGGCAAGGUCUUGUUCAUCCAGCUCAGUGCAUUCCAUAUUUGAUUGCAAUCAGUACAGAUAAUGAACAUGUUUGCCAUGCAAAAGCAGAACAAUGCUUAAAUGAUUUAGACAGCCGCUUUCCAGGUUUUAUUCACAUGAAAGCAAUACCAGGUGUAAAAAUGGCAUAUCAACUUCAAGUUAUUAUACAAAAAAAUAAUGGUGGUUAUUUGGUUGGUUAUCGUGAAAUUGAAAACAAAAUAUCAUUAGUCAAUCAUGUUUACACUUUAUUGCAAUCAAAUAAACAACAUCGGCGCUAUUUUUUAAAAACCUUACUGCAAUUGGUUGAACACCAGAAAACACCCAAUGACUUUCAAUAUUUUCUUGUGGAAAACUUAGCAUAUUUAAACUAUAACACAUGCGAAGAGCCCUUAUUUCUUAUACAUAAUAUAGACAAUGCAGUUUCAGUAACUGGGACCAAUCUACUUUUUAAUUUUAAAAAGCUUCUUCGAUGCUCAAGAAUUGAUGAAGAAGAUGUUGAAUUACAUGAUUUUGAUAUUCCUGAGAAAGAUAUUUCUUGUUUAUUAACAUCAUCAUUUGGAAGCAUGUUAUUACUAGAACUUAAAUGCUACUUAAAGUCUAUUUUUGGGCUAUCAGAAAGCAAAUGUCAAAAGUAUUCUCCAUCUGAACCUUCCAAACUUAACGACAAAUCUCUUAGCAAAAAAACUGACAAAGACUUUCAAUCUGAGCAUAAGGAGCUUAUAUUUUCGACCAAUAGAGACAGAGAAUCAAUGUUCAAAUACUAUGAGUCGUUUAAACAGCAUAUUAUGAAUCUGGACGCCGAGCAACAUAGCGAUAACGAGCAAACUAAUGAGAGGUCAACUAAUAAAUAUGAGGAAGAAACCAUCAAAUUGGAAUUUCAAGAGACGGAUGUAUCUAGAUGUUUAUCUGAUGAUACAAGACCAGCUUUAGUUCAGUUAAGAAGAAGUUCGCGUUCUAGUAAAGGAUCUUCUGUUGAGCUUUAAAUACUCAAGUUAUCAAUUAACAACUGAUUGGUUUGACUUUAAAUACUCAAGUAAUCAAUUAACAACUGAUUAGUUUAAUUUUAUCUGGACGACUAAAUUAUUAACGAAUUGGUUCAGCUUUAAAACCACAACUAAUCAAUCAAAUAUUUGGUUUAACUUCAAGUAUUUAAAUAACUGAUCAACGUUUUAAAAAUGAAAUUUUAAACUUGUUGAAACGGAUGUUUAUAUUGUCAAUAAGAAAGUGUUUCAAUCUUUUGAGUUAUCUCCAUUAAAUGAAAAUAACUUAAGAAGUUUAAAUCUCUUGAGUUAUCAUAUGCAAUUUUUAUUUUAGUAACAAUUUUGAUAUAUUUUAUUUAUUGUACAUUACUAAAAAAGAAUGUUUUACAUAUAUAAAUUUAUUAGUUGUAUUACAAUUGUUAAUUAUAGUUGCUGCUCUUUUA